AUGGAUUCAUGCGUGUGCCCGAUCACAGGGGAAAUAUUUGAGGAUCCGGUGACAGGCGAUGAUGGUCAUACAUAUGAACGCAAAGCGAUCACUGAAUGGUUAGAAAGGAGUGGAACAAGUCCAAUGACUCAACAGCCAAUGAACAUAAAUUCUCUGCGAACAAAUUACACAGUCAAGAAAAUGAUGGAGGAAUUGAAAAUUGCUUCACAAGGAUCACAACCUCAAUGCGAAUAUCGUCUUGAUAUAGAUAUAAGAAGGACAAAAGCAAGACCAUUAUUCCAAGGUUUUGGGAAAUUUAUUUAUGAGGUCGAAUGGGUCAAUAGAAAAGGACCACCGAUUAUUCUUCUCAAAAUAGAUGGAGCAAAAGCGAAGCGAGAGGCUUCUUUUUAUGUUAAAUUGAGUUGUCAUCCGCAUGUUGUUCGAACAUUUGGUUUUGUUCAAAGUAAUCCCAAUUCAGUUAUGUUACUUCAAGAAUGUGCGCCACAUGGUGACCUCUGCGAAUUGCUACGUGAAAAUGGAUUUAAACCUACAGAAAGAGUUUUAUGGAGAAUAUUCGAACAGAUUUGUGAUGCGAUGGUAUGUCUUGCUGAUAAUGGUAUUGUACACGGUGAUUUAGCGUGUCGAAAUGUUCUCGUUUUUGAGUAUAACCACUCUAAACCAGAUGAAAACUUAGUUAAACUAACCGACUUUGGUUUGACAAGAGGUAGUUCAUUAUAUUCGAUGGUUGGCGCACCAACUAGUUCCGUCAUAUCGAUGGUUCCGAUACGAUAUACAGCUCCAGAAGUGCUACAAAAUGUAACACAACCAACUUUAUCCGUGCAGUCUGAUGUUUAUUCGAUGGGUAUUUUCAUGUGGGAAGCUUGUUCAUAUGGUGAAAUACCAUAUUCAUCGAUAGAUGAUGAAAAUGAAGUUCGAAGAAUAAAGUUAAGUGGUACAAAAUUAUCACGACCAUCGAGAUGCAACGAUCAACUGUGGACUCUUAUGAACGACUGCUGGCAGCAAAGUCCAGAAGAUCGACCAAACUUUCAAAGAUUAAAACGGUCUUUAUCAAGCUUGGAUGUUGCUAAACAAGUCAACACUGACAGGUUGAAUAAUUUGGCUUCAUCUUCAAGAACUCUAAAAGCUCGCAGUAUUUCAACCACUUAUGACAGUUUUCAUCAACCCACUCUGACGACUACACUCUCAAGACAACAAUCGAUCUAUGCUUGUGAUUGUGGACAUCAAUGUACCAAUGACAGAGAUCUCCAACAACAUCAACAAACCAAUUGUCGAAAUCGAUCCGUCGAAUGUUCUUUUUGUGAAGAAACUUUUCCAACAUCCAAUGCAUUGCGAGAACAUCUCAUCUUAUGUGGAAAUAAAACUGACGAGUGUCCAAAGUGUCGACAAUUCAUACGACGUUCACAUUCCGCUUAUCAUUAUCAAAACAACUGUGCUCUUGUGAGUAGUAUCGAAACACCUCCAAAUCAACGUCGACUUCAAAUAGCACAACGUUCACCUGUUAAUCCAGAACCAAGCGUUCGAUCAGUAAGAUCGAACAAAGGACGCAGUCAGCCGAUCAUAAGAUGUGAAUAUUGUCAGCAAUCAUGUCCACAAAAUGACUAUGAACGACAUAAGAAUAAUUGUCUUCGGAGACCAGCAAAUCAGAAUCGUACUCCUUCGGAUAGCAUUGCUCGUAUUCCGUGUGAAAUAUGCAAUGCAUCUAUCGAUCUACCGAAUUGGUCGAAUCAUGUGCGAAGCUGCCGAGAACGAGACAACGAACGAAUCAAGAACCGCGCUCGAUCGAUGAAUGCUGAACCGAUCAACGAAGGACUUCCAUGUGAAUAUUGUGACCAAUCAUUUUCUGCUAGACAACUUCAACUACAUCAACGAGCUUGUCAACGAAAUCCAAAUAAUAUGAAAGAACAAGCACAGAACGGAUUUUCGCGCCGAGAUAUUGUUUUGCAAGCCCAAUGCACUCCGAAUAACGAUCAGAGAGCACGACGAAGUCCUCGGUCACCAUAUGGCGAAGCUUCUUAUGAAAAGAUCGAUCACAAGCAGACACGUAUAGCAAAUGGUCUAUCUAACGAUGGACAAGUUAAUCAAAGAGCACAUGGCAAAGCUCCGUUGCUACGUCGUUCAUGCAGUACUGAUUCUGCACCAGACGAAAAUGAUCAGAGACGAUCAAGAAGUCAGGAUCGUUCAGAGAAAACGCCUAUCAAAGCCGAAGGACGUGUAUUGCCAAAAAAUCAGAAGUCUGAUCAAAGAUAUUCAAUGGAAAAAUUAAGAAACUUUGGAUCAAGCGACGAUCGGCGAGCGCCUGUUAGAGACAAUGGAUCUUCAAGCCAGAAGAACCAAAAAGGUGCACACAAAAUUGGAAAGAAAAGUGGGAGUUAUGAAAGGAUUAACAAUGAUGAGCAUACGCCUUCAACUAAGAAGAAUAAAAAGUUAUCGAGACUGGAAAAGUUCUUUGGAGUUGCAAAAACUGGUGUUAAAGACUAA
Messenger RNA from Adineta ricciae, 2478 nucleotides. The record is from the annotation of a GenBank genome assembly. NCBI's taxonomy places the organism in Eukaryota, Metazoa, Rotifera, Eurotatoria, Adinetida, Adinetidae.